UUUGGGGGGAGAAAAUAGCCACUGCACCGCUUUGGAAGGUCAUUCGUAUCAAAAUGGCUGCAAUGUUGAAAAACGUGCGGCUUGCCGUCUCUUUGAAUCGUCUGUGCCUCAGAAGUCAGAUAUGUAAACUUACGACAGCAGCUUAUUCACACAAAUAUCAUUGGAGAAUAUCUACAAAUUCCAAUACGCAGAGUAUCCUGUCUAACACGAAGGUGAAUAGUUUCCCUUUGGUCAGGACAUACGGCAAGAGUGGUCCUCCCCUUACAUUGAAACUCAUCGAGGAAAGAAUAUUACUCACUCUCAAGCUCUAUGAUAAAAUUAAUCCAGAAAAGCUUGAACUUAAUUCACAUUUUAUGAAUGAUCUUGGACUUGACAGUUUGGAUCAUGUGGAGAUCAUUAUGGCUGUCGAAGAUGAAUUUGGUUUUGAAAUUCCUGAUGUAGAUUCUGAACGACUGCUAACCCCACAAGAUAUAAUUCGUUAUGUAGCAGACAAGGAGGAUGUUUAUGAUUGAACAAGAUUUUUCCCUAGACACUAGAUGAGAGAAGCAUGCAGCUGUGUAGAGUACCAUCGGAACAAUUAACACAAGAGACUUGAUAUAACAGACUGAUCACUGUGUUUUUCCUUCUUUUUGUGAAGGAUUUGUGUGAAUUUUAUUGGGAUCACAGUAAAACUCUUAAAUUGAUAUUGAAAGUUGAAUCUGCCUCUGAAAUGGAUGAGUGACAGAACGUGGGGCUAAAGGACUUUUCACGAGUGUUUAUAAUGUAUGCAUCAGUAUAAUUAUGAAUUAAAUCUGUUGAGAGUAGGAAG
Mizuhopecten yessoensis (Yesso scallop) is the source of this 808-nucleotide messenger RNA. RefSeq names its product acyl carrier protein, mitochondrial-like. Bases 54 to 512 code for a protein of 152 amino acids. Gene Ontology annotation, biological process: fatty acid biosynthetic process. The record is from RefSeq and is a predicted model, not a curated record. NCBI's taxonomy places the organism in Eukaryota, Metazoa, Mollusca, Bivalvia, Pectinida, Pectinidae. Gene Ontology annotation, molecular function: acyl binding; acyl carrier activity. The transcript is spliced from 5 exons. Gene Ontology annotation, cellular component: mitochondrion.